GUGGAGUUUGCCAGAAAUUCUCAACCGAAGAAGAAGAAUUAGCCUAGCCGAGUUCACAAUCUUUAGCGCAUCAGAGAAGUAGAAAGGACGAUGUUUAAAAACACUUUCCAGAGCGGCUUUUUAUCAAUUUUAUACAGUAUUGGCAGCAAACCUCUUCAGAUAUGGGACAAAAAGGUGAGAAACGGCCACAUAAAGAGAGUGACAGACAACGACAUCCACUCACUGGUGCUGGAGGUGGAGGGAGUGAACGUCAGUACCACAUACAUAACAUGCCCUGCAGACCCCAAGAAGACGCUGGGCAUCAAACUUCCUUUUUUGAUUAUGAUUAUCAAGAAUGUGAAGAAGUAUUUUACCUUUGAAGUGCAGGUAUUAGAUGAUAAAAAUGUCAGACGGCGGUUUCGGGCUAGCAACUAUCAGAGCACCACACGUGUGAAGCCGUUCAUCUGCACCAUGCCAAUGAGACUGGACGAGGGCUGGAACCAGAUACAGUUCAACCUUUCAGAUUUCACCAGGAGAGCCUACGGAACCAACUACAUGGAGACACUGCGUGUACAAAUCCAUGCUAAUUGUCGGAUACGAAGAGUAUAUUUCUCCGAUAGGCUGUAUUCGGAGGAUGAAGUUCCAGCAGAGUUUAAACUUUACCUGCCUGACCAGAGCCAAAAAUCCAAGCAGUAGAGCUUCCGGAUCUGCCUCUUGUGUGUGUAAUUCCCACUUAAUGAUAUCUGCUUUAGACACAACUUUGGUAUUUUUAAUGCAAAUGUCAUGCUGAUUUUGAAUAGGUAAAACUUUAUAUAUGUAGGUGCAUUUAAUUAGUUAUGUUUAAUGUACAGUAAAACCCGUCUAAACCGUCAUCAUAUGAACCGGAUAUUCGCACUCACUGGAGAAAAACAAAAGUCCCAAUGCUUUUGUGUGGUUUUCCAUGUAAUAAACAUAGUAUAUACCGGAUUGAAAACAGAUUUUCACUCACGUUGGACAAAAUGUCCCGCCCCAUUGCAAUGCAUUUCCAUUAAAAAAAAAAAAACCUUGUAUGUAUCAGACAAAGCCUGUGAAAGUGGGUACCAUAUUUCCUUGAUUAAAAGCCUGGCCAUUAAUUUUUUUUCCUAAUCAGGCUCAGACCUGGGACCCACAGCCUGAUGCUAAAUAAGACACCACAGAGGGCUGUGAUUUGUCACUUUUCACUCCUUCCUCUUCAGUCAUAUCUUAAAAGUUUUUGCAGUGCACACACUGAUUACAUUUCGAUCACAGAUCAAAUAUGUUUGGCAGAAAAGUCCACAAAUAUGACAAACGUCACAACACAAAGUCAGAAAAUGAUGCUCAAAUGACCUGCAGUUCAUGGAGGAAAUUAUACACCUUACCUGUGAUUUGGAGGUAGAUGAUUGUAGAAAGAUGAGCUCAUUGAGGGACAAAUUAAUCCAGAAAAUUUUCAUAAAGAUGCGACGGAGAACUUUAAAACUGUCCCGCACGUUGAUGUUUUUACAUGGCACGAAGUUACAGAGCUGUAGAAGCAUAAAUAAGGCUUUAGGAUUUUAAGAUACACUCCGCAAUUGGGGAAAAAAGUGACUUGAACGAAUGUAAUCUUUUUAAUGGACAUAAUGCCCACCGGUUAUUUAAGGCAGGCUUUUAUUUUUUUUUCAGAGGAAUUUUUGACAUGAAAUUACAUAGGUCCUGAUUCAGGAUUCCCCGUAGAUUGUUCGGUGCCUCCCGAUUGUAGCUAAUCCAUUACAUAAAUAUAACAGAUUUUGUCCGUUUUAUGCAUAUAACAGAUUUCGAUUGUAACGGACAAAAUUCACUGGUGCACCUGAAUCCAUUGAGAGUUUUACUGUCGUUACCGUAAAGUAAGCUGUUUUGUGUAUAAAAGUGUGGAUGCAAUGUUGAAUGAAAGCAGUAUUUAAAUUGAAGUGUGUGUUACACACCAGCUGUUGAUACUUUCAGUUUGUCAGUGAAACUUAAUAUUUACAAGAAAUUGUGAUCUGCACAGCAUUUUAAAAGGAAGUUUAUUCACACUGUGCUGCUAUUGCUUCGGUCUGGACCAAAAUAAGUUUGUGUUGAAACAUCUUACAUUCUUUGUGUGUGAGUGUCAACACUUUGCGCUGGUUGUUGUGUUUGUUCCUUUGAAGCCGGCUGAAUAAAGUUCAUGUGUAAGCUUA
Molecule: messenger RNA, 2147 nt
Organism: Thalassophryne amazonica
Lineage: Eukaryota; Metazoa; Chordata; Actinopteri; Batrachoidiformes; Batrachoididae
Product: cilia- and flagella-associated protein 20
Exons: 6
Coding region: 91-675 (194 amino acids)
Biological process (GO): positive regulation of cell motility; regulation of cilium beat frequency involved in ciliary motility; cilium assembly
Cellular component (GO): motile cilium; ciliary basal body
Source: RefSeq, a predicted model, not a curated record